Molecule: messenger RNA, 684 nt
Organism: Rotaria socialis
Lineage: Eukaryota; Metazoa; Rotifera; Eurotatoria; Philodinida; Philodinidae
Source: the annotation of a GenBank genome assembly
AUGAAUGAAAUAGAAAAUCAAACAGCAAAUACUCCGGCGUCUUCAACUGAAACAAAUAUCAAUUCGCUCAAUACAAUAAUGGGCAGUGCUACGACAAAUGAUAACACGCUCGAUAUGGGUGAUCGUAUUAAUAAAAUAAUUUCCGAUUAUAAAAAAGCAAUCCAGAAGAACCAUCUUCAAUUGAGACAUCUCACAACGAAUGAAUUAUCUAAACUGAUGGAGCGACUUUGCCAAGAGAUUUCUCCUGAUACUUUAGAACUAUUCCGAAACGAACAUUUCAAUGAUGACAACAAUACUGCUGAUAAUACUACUCAAGAGUUAGAGAAAUUCUACGAAUGGAUGCCGAAAUAUCUUACAGAACAAGAUCUCAAAUUAGAAGUCAUUAUUCGCUCUAAACAAGAGCAACAGCAAAAUCUUUCAGUAGUUACACAAGCUCUUCUUAAUCAAAACGAACAAAUAUUUCAGCAGAUACAAGCACAGCCACAACAGUUAACACAGAUGUUGACAUGGCAACAACAGCAACAAGCUAAUAAUCAAAAUGCACAAUCGAUAAAUAAUUUUAAUCAAAAUAGCCCACAAAUUGACCAAUCAGACAAGCAAAAAGAUUACUUUGAUACAUUGGUUAAACUAGCCAGCACUACUAUACUACUAUGGACGAUGGUAGCACUUGUAAAAAGAUCUUAA